Molecule: messenger RNA, 2375 nt
Organism: Cydia strobilella
Lineage: Eukaryota; Metazoa; Arthropoda; Insecta; Lepidoptera; Tortricidae
Product: netrin receptor unc-5-like
Exons: 10
Coding region: 281-1927 (548 amino acids)
Source: RefSeq, a predicted model, not a curated record
AUUUAGUAAGCCAUAAGCUCCCGCAGAGAGAACACGCGUCCCGUACCCCCAUGUAACCGAACACGUGCUUUCACGAAAAAAAAAAACAAUUGACAAAUAAUGACGAGAAGCGUCAAAAAUGUACAAUAAAUUAGUGCUAUUAAGAUAAAAUCAAAUGAAACGUUAUCUGCUUCCAAUUUUAAAAGUGGAAAAAAUUGCGGAAUUUUGUAAAUGAAGAGCGCUGUUAAAUAAUUUAUUUUUAUUUAUUAUUUUUUGUGGUUGUUACUGUGAAGUGUUAGUUAUGUGUUUGGAAAGAUAUGUUUUGUGUUUCCUAUUAUUAUUUAUUGUGAUGUCUGUAGGCAAGGAAAAAAAUGAAGACAUUCAACACACAACAGAAAAGGAAACUCGUCCGGAAUACAUACACCCAGAUGGCCUUUUAACCUUUGACCCGUACCUAUCAGAUAUAAAACCAGAAGCCGAAGACGAUGACUACAUACCACUGCCUGAAAACGACGAAACAAUAGACGGUCUACCCAUAUUUUUAAUAGAACCGAAAAACGCAUAUGUCAUGAGAACAAAACCAGCUAGUCUCCUAUGUAGAGCUGCUAAUGCUUUGGAAGUAUUUUUCAAAUGCAAUGACGCUAGAAGUAACAAAGCAGUGCAGUUUGAACACGUUGAUCCUCAGAACGGUGUGAGGGUAGUUGAAGCUGAGUUGAAUGUGACCAAAAAUGAGAUUGACGAUUACUACGGCGGCAAAUUCGGAUGCGAAUGCCUUGCUUGGAAUAGCAAAGGAAGAAUUAGAAGUCAGGCGGUGUUCAUUGAAUAUGCAUACAUCAAGAAACAGUUUGUCCAGCAUCCCCAAUCAGCGACCAUCGAGGCGGGUCACAGCGUGACGCUGCGUUGCGUGCCACCGCAAGCGGCGCCGCCGGUGGAACUCAAGUGGACAAGGAACGGAGUGCCGCUGGACGUAAAGGAGAAUAUGCUACAGCUAACAAGUAUUGGGUUACAGGAUAUGGCCAACUAUACGUGCGUAGCUGAGAACAUAGCAGGCCGCCGGGAGUCGGAUGUUGCUGUCAUAUCAGUAUAUGUGAAUGGCGGUUGGUCGGACUGGUCGCCCUGGCUUCCGUGCCGCUGCGGCACCGCUACCAGCGGCCGCCGCCGCACCAGAACCUGCACCGAGCCUGCUCCAGCCAAUGGUGGGGCACCCUGCAGAGGUCAACAGUCCCAGAAUGAUGAGGACUGCCUGAGCUGUCAAAAUGCAGCUUGGUCUGCCUGGGGCGGCUGGUCGUCUUGCAGCGAGGACUGCAUGAGGGUUCGGCGGCGGCAGUGCAUCAGUGGGCUGGUCUCGUCUUGUUCAGGCACUAGUCUGCAGCACGCCGCCUGUGUUGAUGGAUUGUGUUCUACUGGGAUGAGGCUAAGUAAGAACAACUUCUCUCUCUACAUCGGCAUUGGCAUGACUGUUGUCAUUUUGGCGGUGGCGGCGGCCAUCUUCUACGUUUGGUGUAGAUACAAAAACUCAAGGCCAGGCUACAUCGCUGCGAGUUCAGGUAUCCCAAAGACGUAUCCGACCCGAGACAAAGCGGUCUCCGGGCCAGAUGUAACCAGGUCCUGCAACGAGUACUGGAUGCAGGGCCCUGAUAACCAUUACGAUAUGCCGCAUGUGCGAGACAGCUACUCGUCGCCCUUCGGCAACCGGACCCGGCAACCCUCGUCGGCCGGAAGCAACCACUACGAGAUGAAACCCUACAGCCCAUCCGGCGAAUCCGCUUCUAGUUGCUACACUAACUCCAGAACAAUGACGUCACGCUCCAGCGAGUGCUCCUCCCAGCUCGCGGAGUUGGUGACGUCAUCUCCCAGCUCCGCAAAAGUUGACGUCGCCGUCACGCUACCGGCAGUUCCUUUGGACUCCAGUUACAGGGAGAAGAUAUGCCUUACUGUUGUCAAAUAGACUAUUGUUACGUAGUAUCAGGGUAAAAUAUAAUGUAACAGCUGUAUUUGGUUCGUUCCCAAAACCAUAUUUGCUUGCUUGGAUAGCAGUUGGCCGUUAAUAAAUACCUAUUGCUUUAUUUCAUUGGCCUCUAAUCCUUCACGUGUCGUCCGGUGAAUCGACAAAGGUGCUCGAACCGACUAUGUUUAAAAAAUAGAGACAUGUUAUCGUCUCACUUACAGGCAGGCGUCUCUGAGCUAACGAAACAAUUAUAUAGCUCAGAAAAUUGUUACGGCUAUUACGUUACGAUACAAUUAGCGUCGGUAUUUGUUAAAUAUGUAUUGUGCUUUUUCUUUUGUAUUGUGAAAUAUUAAUAUGAGCAAGGAUGCCUAUUGUAAUUAAGUGUAUGUUACAGGAUUGUCUUUAAUACGUAAAGGGCCUAUGUCAAAGUUCAGUUUAAUUUUAUUAU